CAACGUCGCAAACUCACGAGCGUGAUCCGCUGCGGCUCAUGAUGAAAGGCUCUGGAAGAUAGCAAGAACCAUGAACAAGCAUAAGGCACUCCUUUUCGGCGCCGCGGCCGCGAUACGCUUGUUGCUCUUCUCUUUCCCUUCUUUACCACCUGUCCUUACUGGCCGGGUUGAAAUAUCCACACCUGUUACGAGCUACAAGAGAUUGCAAGAAGGCUUGUUCCUCUACACUCACAAUGUGUCUCCCUACGAUGGGGGUGUGUUCCAUCAGGCUCCGCUGUUGCUGCCACUCUUCAAUCUCCUUCCCGAGGCGUUAACCGGAUUGCUCUACAUACUUCUCGAUCUCUUGAGUGCCAAUGCGCUCAUAACUAUUGCCGACAGUGGCAUUGCGCAGUCCACAAGGUUGUUUACAUCACCGAGAAAGAGCUUUGGCUAUUCAAGUCUCUCGAUCGCUGCUGCGUAUCUUUUCAAUCCUCUCACGGUCGCGACGUGCAUCGCACGUCCCACAAGCGUCAUCACAAAUGCAUUUAUUCUUCAAGCAAUCGCAAGCGCCGCUACAGGCAGAUCGCUCACUUUUAUACUCUCCCUGAGCUUGUCUAGCUAUCUAUCGCUCUAUCCCAUCCUCCUGUUCCCACCUCUCGCCCUCAUUCUCUACGAUCGACACCCCAAACCGGCAUCACCGCUGCUGUUCACGAUAAGCCACUUAGCUGGUCUUAGUGCAUCGAUCUUGGGGCUACUCUAUAUUUCAUACUUCUUAAUGGGAUCGUGGCAAUUCAUAUCAAGCACGUACGGCACGCCUCUGCUGCUACCUGAUCUUACACCAAAUGUAGGCCUGUGGUGGUAUUUCUUCAUCGAGAUGUUCGACUCAUUCAGAGAAUUCUUUCUGGGUGUUUUUUGGCUACAUAUGGCAUCAUAUGUUGGUGGAUUGUGUAUCAAGCUUCACAAACAACCACUCUUCGCAGCUGUAGCUAUGUUAGGCGUCAUCGCUAUCUUUCAGCCGUACCCGAGCAUCGCCGAUUCAGCGCUGUUUUUAGGCACGGUGCCUCUUUAUCGACAUGUGUUCCCUCUCAUGCGUUAUUCAUUUUUAGCUACAGCAACACUCUUGUAUGCCACGCUGCUAGGACCUGCGUUCUAUCACUUGUGGAUCUACGCUGGGUCGGGUAAUGCAAACUUCUUCUAUGCAAUCACAUUGGUAUGGAGUCUAGCCUUGAUCAUUCUUACGGGCGAUCUACUGCAUGCAGUCAUCAGAGAUGAGGUCGAACUGGAAAGGCCUGAACUCAAAGGAAAGGAUGUACGACAACUCUAGAUAUAAACAUGUUACAAUGUAUCACAUCAGAUUAUUUGCUCGCCUGUUCAUAUACCUAUAGGGGAUACUCUGAAAACCCAGAUACUCUCACAACCUUAUCAAGAUUCAACACAUGGCGCGUUCAGGUCAAAGGCUUCUCUAAUACACGAUACUCGAUUGGUCCUCGCAAUAGCUUCGCCAAGUGAGGGUAAUCAUCCUGAAAGUCACCCAGUUUGAUCAAGGUAUAGCCCAUUCUAGUAUACCACUCGAACAAACGCUUUUUGA
Messenger RNA from Verruconis gallopava, 1567 nucleotides. RefSeq lists its product as uncharacterized. Gene Ontology annotation, cellular component: membrane; GPI-anchor transamidase complex. Gene Ontology annotation, biological process: attachment of GPI anchor to protein; protein localization to cell surface. The record is from RefSeq and is a predicted model, not a curated record. NCBI's taxonomy places the organism in Eukaryota, Fungi, Ascomycota, Dothideomycetes, Venturiales, Sympoventuriaceae. The transcript is spliced from 4 exons. Bases 71 to 1303 code for a protein of 410 amino acids.